Mizuhopecten yessoensis (Yesso scallop) is the source of this 6590-nucleotide messenger RNA. RefSeq lists its product as uncharacterized. The record is from RefSeq and is a predicted model, not a curated record. The coding region runs from base 385 to 1566 and encodes 393 amino acids. Lineage: Eukaryota; Metazoa; Mollusca; Bivalvia; Pectinida; Pectinidae. The transcript is spliced from 2 exons.
UUAGCCUGUCAGUAUCAUCGACAUUUGUGUCACUAUAUAGGAGGUUCAUUGUUUACGGUUUCUAUUGAACACAUUCUCAGUAUUAAAAUGUUAGUUACCAGAUCGUAGUUACGGUAACGUUGGUAUUUCCUUAUAACAAAAUCGAUUUCCAAACGUGUGUACAAGCUAACCAGUCAUACAAAACAACUAACCGCCAGUGAAUAGCGUCAACAAAGCGGCCAUGUUUACCACCAGAUCCGGUGUACUCAGUUUAUAAAGUUAUAUCCAGUGGGGAGGAUAAGGCUACACGUCGGUGGAGAAGGAUUCACACGUUAUGGUAUACACCACCUGAAGUGGACUACGCUUUAUUGUGAUAUAAGUGACAACAAUCAACACAGGUUGACCAUGGUUCACGGCGGUGGGACCUGUUCUGGUGGUAGUAGUGGAGGAUACAGCAGUAAUCACACAUACGUAUCUACUACUCACUUCCGUCACAACGACACGCCAGGCACACCACUAACCUGUGACGACUUUAAGCGAUGCUGUCUGUGUCUUGGUCUGUGUUUUGGAUGCAGAGGCAAGAAUAACUUCCACAGGAUAUUCAGAAUUUGGGGAUGGAUUGCGGUCUUGUCUUUAGUGACAGGUUUGGCUGUCGGAUUUGGGAAAUAUGGUCCUACUGCCAUCCCCGCCAGCCCUUCAGAUAUGAUCCCUUUGACACACGGGAUUCACUCGUCCUUUUGUGAGGGUGUAAUAGUUGAUACAACAUUUCCUGUUAAUACGUACCUCCUACCAUCACCACCUAUUGUGUCGACAAGACAGGUGAAACACACCAUCAAUCAGACGGCAGUAGUUGUCAGGAAUAGGUAUGAAUACUGGGGAUUUUACCUGCUUUCUGGCUCCAAAAUAGAAAUAGACAUUUGUGGGGACAAUGACGGGGAUUUGUAUCUCAUCAAAGGUGAUUCCAAAUUCAGCUCGUGGAAGGAGGAUAACUAUGACCCCGGGACAUACAAAAAGACUGUACGUACAAAGUUAUGUAAAUCACCAUCCCAUUCCAGGACUAGACUAACCUACAGUGUCGCGCUCACUGACGAGUUCUACAUAGUUUUAACCAAUCAUAACCGCCACCCGUUGAGUGCUAGUAUCACAUUCAAUAUAAACCGUGCAGUGUUCGUUUUAGGAGACGGAACAGAAGUUUGCCACAAGUCCCUGAAGUGUCACGUCGACCUCUCGGGAGAUAAUGCAGACGGAUCUAUUGUGGUCUACGUACCAGAAUCUGAUGAUUUUGACUUCGACGUCAAAACAGUGUGUUUACGGCGUUCUUCGGUGUUCAUUGCUAUAUUUCUGAUCGUACCCUUGGUUAUAGGACUUCUAAUAACAGGAUAUCUGGUUUACAUAACACGUAGAUCUAACUCACUGAUCAGAUUCGUUUAUAAACGUGAAAAUCACCCUCUAACAUCUGUCCCGUCUGCUACCCAAUAUCAGACGCUUGACAAUGAUACACGAACCGAGCCAUCUGCUCCAUCCUACAGCGACGAAAUGGAGGCCCCGCCUUCCUAUGAUCAGGCAGUAAAGUUACAGCAUAGAUGAGCCGGCAGACUGUUCUCAAUAACUCAACAAUUCAACUGUUCUGAUAAGCGGUUAUACAUAAUACGUAACCCAAUAUGUAUUUAUUUAUGACUCUUGUUUCAUGUAAAUGCUACAUGACAAACAUUAAUUUAUGAAAUUGUUGAUUCGUAUAUACGCACAGUGUCGCAAUAUAUGCAAAUAUUUUACAUGAAUGUUGUUUGAUUUUCACUUAAAUCGAGCAAUACAGUGUCUUGGAAUAGAUUUGCUUUUUUACAUAAAAUCCUCUAUGAUUCCAGCCGUGUUAUUGUCUAGCAAAGUCAUCUGGACAGAACGUUAGCUAGGGUACCAAUGGCCCUUCCAACGUUUGAUAACAGUACAUUAUCUGCAACACUUAUCCAACGUUUGAUAACAUUACAUUAUCUGCAACACUUAUCCAACGUUUGAUAACAGUACAUUAUCUGUAACUCUUGUCCAACGUUUGAUAACAGUACAUUAUCUGCAACUCCUGACCAACGUUUGAUAACAGUACAUUAUCUGCAACACUUAUCCAACGUUUGAUAACAGUACAUUAUCUGCAACCCUUAUCCAACGUUUGAUAACUGUACAUUAUCUGCAACUCCAGUCCAACGUUUGAUAACAGUACAUUAUCUGUACUCUUGUCCAACGUUUGAUAACAGUACAUUAUCUGCAACUCCUGACCAACGUUUGAUAACAGUACAUUAUCUGCAACACUUAUCCAACGUUUGCUUAUAUAUAGCAAAAUUACUAGCAAGAUCAGAGGAAGUUCGUUCCAAAGGUGAUGUGCGUACAGCGUAUUCACCUUUCCUUGAAGUAAAUUAUUAAGAAAAUAAUGUCCGAAAAGAGCACUCGUUCUGUAAGACUGGAAAAAUUAGAUGCACGACGUCAGCACAGAUAUUGUACGACGUUGGCAAUGAUAAUGUGUACGUGAAAAUCGACGAUUGAACUAGUUUCCGUUGGUAGCAAGAAAUAAAGAGGUAUUUCCAUCUUUUGUUCAAUUUAGUUUUUAUCUAUUUCCAAUACAUAGCAAGUGUUGGUUUACAAUUGGCCUCCUACUCCCAUAGAAACAUUUGGGAUUCAGGUCACUUCUUUCAUUUCUUAUUAUUCUAGAAGAAUUGGCUUGAGAUGAUUGUAAGUGGUGAUCAAUUUGAAGCCCUUUUUGAUGAAAGUGUUCUCCGGGGCCCAUAUGUGAGUGAUACAGACAAGACAACAUUGCAUUGUCCACAUUAGAAAGAUCAAGGUUAGAUAGUUGUCAAACACAAUGUGACAUAGAGGGGCGACAUGCUACUCUACUGUGUCCCGAUCACACUAGGCAGGGAUACCAUUUAACUUUGUUCUUGGGGGGUCUUUCGAUAUGUGGACACCGUCGACCUUAACAUGCUAAGCUAUAUUUUUGUUAUGCAUUAUUUGUUGAUAGACUGUUGUUUGAAACAUCACAAUCUAAAACGUUUGAUUAUAAUAGCAUGAUUUAUAAAAAUGUUGAAAACAUGGGCACAUCGCUUCAGGAAGCAUUGUUAUCUAUUCAUUAUACGUAUUAUCAUACGUAAUAUGCAUAUUUAACUCCAACGUUGAAUUGGUCCAUAUUACUUUGAUAAAAGUACGUUUCUUGACUGUAACAUAAACUACCCAGGAUCUAUAUUAGUUAUCCUCGGCAUUCGAAAGUACAAUCGCACAGUUUACAGUAUACACUUUGUGAUGUACAUUACAUUUGACUAAUUCAAAAACAUCUGUACGGAAGAAAGUGCAAGUCAUAAGCAUGUUUAUAUGCACAUCAUUUUAUGAGACUGUGAGGAACAUACUUUGUUCACGACUUCAGUGUUUUUAUGAGGCUGUACAUACCAAUGUCAAGUUGUCACUUAAAUGUGUUCUUUACUCAGGCUUUCUCAUUCACAUUUCAGUCGUCAUGUACACAGGUGGGAUGCGCGUUCACAGAAAUUUACGUUCCGCUGAAGCGAUUAUGCAUUAAUUAUGUUUUUAAUGACACCUCAUUAUCUAACAAUAGCAAGUGCAAUAGUUAUUCUAUCGCAUAUAAUUCAAUCGUUUAAGGGAUUUCCAUUCGCUCGCUACUUGACCGAUCAAAGAAACAAAUAUGUGUGAUUCGAUAAGCAUAUGCAGAUUUCCACUGAUCUAUCUAAUUCAAAUAUAAGACAAAACAUGACAAUAUGUCGGAUAACCCUCUUAGGAGCCCCUUUUACCAUGGUAUAUCGGGUAACUAUGAUAGGUGUGUAACUCUAUGCGUCAUGUACAUGUGACACUCGCUUCACAAGAGAGCUGGAAUGCUUAUAAAAGAUUUUAAAACGCAUUAAACUUGUCUCUUUAUUUUGCCGUAUUUAUCGUAUUUUAUGCAGGAGGGAUUUUACAACACUUCUCUCGAAACUGUCAUACUAAACAAAUUCACUUUUGAAUGAUGAAAAUUAAUCAGUACGGAGUAAUACGAAAUUUUAUUAUAUGUAUUGGCUUUUACCUAAAUAUAAGGAAUAACAUUAAAUUAUUUAAGUAUUUUACUGUCAGUUUGGUUAGUUGUUUUUUAGGAUCUAAAUGGUACUGACCAACUUCAACAAUUUGAAGAUAAUUGUUCGACCUGGGGGAAUCACUUAAGCAGUUUUGAGUAAGCAAUUGAACAAUAUCCUUUAUUAAUCAUUAACAAUACAAAGGGGAUUCUUUGUCUUAACACAAACCUCGUCUAUAUAGGGAAACAUGAGUAGCAAUUUGUAUCUAAAUUUGCAUCAAGAAAAUUCAUAAUAAUGUUUAAAGUAGUUUUCUUUCAUAUUUUAAUGCAUUAAUUGUUUUUUCAAAUUCCUAAUAUUGCUCUCUAAAAACGACAAAAACACAGUUGUGAUUUAGACAACGAUUGUAAUUUCAAAUGAAUAGCUGUUUUUUAUACCAUCUCUUAAACGUCACAUCAAAACCAGCAAGGUUCAACACUUUCACGAGAAUAUGUGACGUUUUUAAUACGAAACAAGGUUUAGCCGUCUAAUUUGGUUUAUCAUUUUAUACGAUUGUGAACGAUGUUUGUGAAAGGUUUAAACACUGUUUUAACAUCGAUCGAAGUAAAAGGAGGGGUUCAAUGAAGAUCUGAAUCAUAUGCUGUGGUGAAGAUUGCAUCACUAACUGUAUUACACUGUGGACGAAAAGUAAAAACAAAACAUGGAAUGUGAUAUUAAAUAAUAAUUUUAUUAUGCCAUAUAUAUUUAAAACAAUUAAAGUAAAAGCAAAUGUCCUUAAUCGAAAGAUAUAUAAUUGUCACGAAUAACAAUAAACAAGACGGUUGUCACUGGACGUGAUGCACUCGUCAAACAUCUUAACAUUCACAUCAGAGCACCCCAGUAUGAACUAUAAAUCGGUUUGAUUUCGUGAGAAUUGAGUAUUGAGGGAAAAAAACAUGCUCUAAUCCCGAAUUCAGACAUUCGCGAAUAAGUAUACCCUACCGAACAUAAAGACAUUGUUAUUUCUGGUAUAUCAUAACACUGUUAAACAUGUCAGUAGAGAUGUGUUGUAUGCCACUUUUUAUCAAGGUUUUUUAGUCGAGAUGUAGAAAGCUUCUUAAAUGUUUUGAUGACAAUUUCAGCCUUAAAAAGGUAUUUGCUUGUUAUGUUGUCAUGGUAAUUACAACAAUGAGAAAGAUAUUCCGUACAAACGAUACGUUUUUUCUUAUCAUAACAUGAUUGACUCGAAUAUAUACUGUUUGUAGAAGAGAUCGAUUGAGGGAGGAUUAUAUCUAACUUCCACGAUAUUGUAUCUCGUGUAUACAAAAAUUGAAAGGACAUUCAUAUGAAUAAAAUUGUCAACUACCAUCACAUAUAACCACCACCGUGUUGGCAGUACGUUACCUGGAGUAUUCGGGUGUAUAUUAAACUCCAUGUAUUUCUCGUGAUGCCAAGUAAAGGUUAUUUUUAAAUUAACAUUUUAAUUGUUGUCUCUUUUUUUAAUGUAAUUGGGAACUUGUACAGUUUUAGUAGAACAGUUAAAUCAGCUUCAAACUCUUUUAAAACGAAAUUUGCUUUAAACAAUCGCCGUUACAGGUUCAAAAAGGACUGAAACGCAUAUCGACUGCAACCUGAUAUUUCAUGUAUAAUCAUCCAUGGAGGAAAAUACAGUGUUCCAUAGCCAGGUCCUGAAAUCAAAUAGCACUUACUGUACAAUCACAAUACACCGUGUUACUGUUAUGUAAGAGAAUCAGACACAAACACUUUUUACUACACUUGUACAAGUAAUACAUAUAUUCAAAACUUAUGAUUGUGAUCCAAGAGGUGCACGGCCCCCUGUGAUGGAGAUAUCAAGUAAUACUGAUUUUAUUAACCCGGGUACCGUGAUAGAAAUAAAAAUAUUUAUUUACAUAGUUUAUCCAGGCCUCAAUGUAAUAACUAAUCAAUUUCUUAUGAAUUUAUAGAUGUGAAGUCGGGAUAUUAUUUUGAGUUAAUAUGAGUUUUUAGUUAAUAUGUAAUAACCAAAUUUAGCAUGAAGACUUUAAGUGAAUUAUAUUUGAAUACCAUUGUAAAUCUAAUGUAAAUAGAAUACCAUCAGCACAUUAUAUCAAAGGAAGCAUAAUUGGAAAAAAAAACGUAAAUAUCAGCUUAGAGUGACACGCAACGUAUUUUGCCCUAUCUGUAAUAUAUUCAGAAAUACUCAACCAUAUCCACGCUGGAAACUAUGCUGACCUCUAUGGCCAAAUUGAAAUUGAUAAUAUUAUACAAGCCACAUAUAGGCAUCACAUUACAUGAUAGCAAUGUUUUAAGAGGAAAGAUCUUUUGUUGACAUAUAUGACAACCUGUGAGGUCCUUUCAUUAGAGCGUUCCAAUGAAGUACACGCGAUAAACGUAAGGUAGCAUACUAUAGGAAAUCAACUUCCUCGUGUAACACAAUCAUUGAACAUGCACGUGCAAAUAACACAACUCGAAGUACACGCGUGGCAAACUAAAAACAGCUCGCAAAAACGCUGACGAGCGUGAUUAAAAGGUUUUAAUAUUUUUUGAAAUAAUGAAAAACAGUUUAUGAAUUACAGUUAAGACCCAACCUACCAAUUUGAA